Otolemur garnettii (small-eared galago) is the source of this 1351-nucleotide messenger RNA. It is a transcript of the gene SP7, whose product is annotated as Sp7 transcription factor. Gene Ontology annotation, biological process: regulation of transcription by RNA polymerase II. The transcript is spliced from 2 exons. The coding region runs from base 28 to 1323 and encodes 431 amino acids. Gene Ontology annotation, molecular function: RNA polymerase II cis-regulatory region sequence-specific DNA binding; DNA-binding transcription factor activity, RNA polymerase II-specific. The record is from RefSeq and is a predicted model, not a curated record. Lineage: Eukaryota; Metazoa; Chordata; Mammalia; Primates; Galagidae.
CCUUGCGACCCGUUUCCCAGCCUCAGGAUGGCGUCCUCCCUGCUCGAGGAGGAAGUCCACUAUGGCUCCAGUCCCCUGGCCAUGCUGACGGCAGCGUGUAGCAAAUUUGGUGGCUCCAGCCCUCUGCGGGACUCAACAACAUUGGGCAAAGCAGGCACAAAGAAGCCAUAUUCCGUGGGCAGUGAUCUUUCAACCCCCAAAACCAUGGGGGAUGCCUACCCAGCCCCCUUUUCAAGCACCAAUGGCCUUCUCUCACCUGCAGGCAGUCCUCCAGCACCCACAUCAGGCUAUGCCAAUGACUAUCCUCCUUUUUCCCACUCAUUCCCUGGACCCACGGGUACCCAGGACCCUGGGCUACUUGUCCCCAAGGGGCACAGCUCUUCUGACUGCCUGCCCAGUGUAUACACUUCUCUGGACAUGGCACACCCCUACGGCUCCUGGUAUAAGGCGGGGAUCCAUGCAGGCAUUUCACCAGGUCCAGGCAAUGCUCCAACUCCAUGGUGGGACAUGCACCCUGGAGGCAACUGGCUAGGUGGUGGGCAGGGCCAGGGUGAUGGGCUGCAAGGGACACUGUCCACAGGCCCCACUCAGCCUCCACUGAACCCCCAGCUGCCCACCUACCCAUCUGACUUUACUCCCCUUAAUCCAGCCCCCUACCCAGCUCCCCACCUUCUGCAAGCAGGGCCCCAGCAUGUCCUGCCCCAGGAUGUCUAUAAACCCAAGGCAGUGGGCAAUAGUGGGCAGCUGGAGGGUAGUGGUGGAGCCAAACCCCCACGUGGCACGGGCACUGGGGGCAGUGGUGGAUAUGGGGGCAGUGGUGCAGGGCGUUCUUCCUGUGACUGCCCCAAUUGCCAGGAGCUAGAGCGACUGGGGGCAGCAGCUGCUGGGCUGCGAAAGAAGCCCAUCCACAGCUGCCACAUCCCUGGUUGCGGCAAGGUCUACGGCAAGGCCUCACACCUGAAGGCCCACUUGCGCUGGCACACGGGUGAGAGGCCCUUCGUCUGCAACUGGCUCUUCUGUGGCAAGAGGUUCACCCGUUCAGAUGAGCUGGAGCGUCACGUGCGUACGCACACCCGGGAGAAGAAGUUCACCUGCCUGCUUUGCUCCAAGCGCUUUACCCGAAGUGACCACUUGAGCAAACACCAGCGCACCCACGGCGAACCAGGCCCAGGCCCUCCUUCCAGUGGCCCCAAGGAGCUGGGGGAGGGCCGAAGUCCAGGGGAAGAGGAGGCUGCUCAGACUCCUCGCCCUUCUGCCUCGCCAGCACCCCCAGAAAAAGCCUCUGGAGGCAGCCCUGAGCAGAGCAACCUGCUGGAGAUCUGAGCUGGGUGGAGGGUCUCCAUUCCCAGGG